Messenger RNA from Anopheles darlingi, 1168 nucleotides. RefSeq names its product methionyl-tRNA formyltransferase, mitochondrial. The transcript is spliced from 5 exons. Gene Ontology annotation, cellular component: mitochondrion. Gene Ontology annotation, biological process: conversion of methionyl-tRNA to N-formyl-methionyl-tRNA; biosynthetic process. Gene Ontology annotation, molecular function: methionyl-tRNA formyltransferase activity. The record is from RefSeq and is a predicted model, not a curated record. NCBI's taxonomy places the organism in Eukaryota, Metazoa, Arthropoda, Insecta, Diptera, Culicidae. Bases 55 to 1137 code for a protein of 360 amino acids.
ACCGCAACCGGGUUGCAAUCGGUUUGGACUUUCGCUAUCCAGUAUUUCGUGGUGAUGAAUGUCUUCGUUAAUGUAAGUUGGCGAAGAACGGCAUCCUUGGGAAAGAACUGCGAUGCUCGGAGCUACAGUUCUAACAUUUCGCGAUUGAAAAUUUUGUUCUUUGGCACGGAUAAUUUCUCUCUACCCAGCCUAAAAGCCAUCCAUAGAAACUGGAAACAAGGAAGCACGGUCAGCAGCCUAGAAGUGGUGACGUCCUUCAAAGCAGCGAAAAAUUCAGUCAAACAGUUUAGCUUGGCGGAAGGAAUACCGGUUAGCGAUUGGCAAUCGUACCGGCCGAAUGAGAAGUUCGAUCUCGGAGUGGUAGUUUCCUUCGGGCACCUCAUUCGAGAGGAGGUUAUUAGUUCCUUUAAUCGGGGAAUGCUCAAUGUUCAUGCCAGCCUUCUGCCACAGCUGCGCGGCGCUGCACCAAUCGUUCAUGCCAUAGCGAAUGGCCAUCGACGGACAGGGAUCAGCAUAAUGCGUAUCGAACCGAAGCACUUCGAUAUUGGUGAAAUAUUGCUGCAAUCAACCAUAGAUAUACCUAGAGACAUGCUAAUGCCCCAACUACACGACGAAUUGGCACAGUUAGGUGCUAAUUGCUUAAUGAAAUGCAUCGAUGAUUUGGACUUUUAUAACAGUCAAGUAGUCCAGCAGGAUAGUUCGAAGGCAACAUACGCACCCAAAAUCGAUCGUAACUUCACUGAGAUCAGAUGGAAGCAUCACACAGCACUGCAGGUCUACGAUCUCUAUCGCUCACUCUACAGUUUAGCACCAUUGAAAACGUGGUUUUGUGGUGAACCAAUUAAGCUGUUCGAGAUAGCCUAUAGGCACGAUCAAACCAAAGCGACGAAUCGGAUCGAAAGGGUGCCCGGUUGCAUCGAAUACUCUCGAAAAACCAAACAGCUGAUAGUGUGGUGUUGCGAUGGAUUUUGCAUCGAAGUAUUGAAGUUAGCCGUCGGAGGGAAAAAGACUUUGACUGCACAAGAUUUCCACAAUGGGUUUUUGAGUAAAGUAGCUCAUUCCCAAAGGAUUUUCGGUGAUAGGCGUUGUUUGGCCUGCGUAAAAACUGCGUUUACCGCGUGUAAAAAGUUAAGAUAAAUUAUUCCACUACCGUUGUACAUUGGAAAAC